ACACACACACACACACACACACACACACACGUGACCUAUCUUUCUCAGAAUAUUCCUGGAAAGUGGUGCGCUGCCUCGCUACAUGGGAAAUACAGUAAAAUAAACGUGGGAUCGAGGAGCUGAAUGAACAGUAUUUACAUUCGGAACCAGAGGACUCACAAACACUAGCGCCUCAUAAAAGCCAUCGAUUAGAAUCGGAUUCUUAGAAAUCAUUAAACAAAUACGAAACUCAUUCGUGGAUCGUUACGAGCACACGUAAGCCUGCGUUUCAGUGUGCGACACGAGGCUCGUACAGCUCGCCUAUUGUUUUGGUAAAUAUGAUUUCAUCAAUUAUUUUAACACUCGGAGAAAUCUCUGCUGAAGCUUAACAUAAACCUUUGAUUCUGUAAAUUGUGCUUUUAACCAAGAAGGAAUCAGCCGCCGUUCGAGUCAACGUGUUGGUGUGUAAUACGUGGAAACGCUGGUGUGGCUCAGCGAUGCAGCCGUGGGCUUUGUGCGUAAUGGAUAUUACUGAGUAGGUCUCCAAAGGACUAUCAACGCUGCGUAAAACGAGGCAUCGGUACGGGCCAUCACGCAGCAAAACACAGCUAGUUGGCCACAGAAAGGAACAGAUUUGGGCUCGUUUCUCAGGACCACGUCGAAGAUCUUGGAUGGGGCACACGCAGUGCAUCUCAAAAGCAACGGAAACUGAAGCACCUCCGACACACAGCGGCGACUGCGGACUUGAUGGCCCAGCUCCGACCCUGCCGCUGAGCUGCCGAGUGCCCCUUCCGAACCUCCGCGGGGAAAAGUGUCCCGCAGCAGGGGGAGUGCGGAGCCCUGAGCUGGAGCCCAGCAGGGAGGCUUCCACUCAUGACGCCGAGAGACUUCGGGGCGCUAUGACUCACCUUUAUGAGUCUGGCUGGUACUGGGGCUCGGUCACAGCGUCGGAGGCCAAGCGGCUUCUGCUGGAGGCCGUGGACGGGACCUUUCUUCUGCGGGACAGCUCCAACCCAGCCUACCUGCUCACCCUGUCUGUCAGAACCGCGCUGGGCACCACGCACCUGCGCAUCGAGUACGCGGGGGGCAAUUUCGGCUUCGACUCCGCCGCCGUGGCGCGGCCUCGGCUCCGGCAGUUUAAGGGCGCGGUGGACCUGGUGCAGCACUACGCCUUGGCCCACCGCCGGGAGGCGGAGUCUGGCCAUGCCCCUGCACAAGUGGGUCCGGAGACCCCGCUGCAGCUGAAGUUGACGAGGCCGCUCUGUAAAGCCGCCCCCAGCCUGCAACACUUGUGCCGUGUGGCGAUAAACCGGCACUCCCGCAACCACACUGCUCUGUCGCUGCCUGGCCCACUUACACACUAUCUGAUGGAAUACCCCUUCCUCCUGUAGCCAUGGCAACAGCCCGGCACUCAGCUCUAAGUAUUUCUUUUUUAUUUCAGUGUUUGUUUCAGAUUCGUAAAAUUUGAAUUAAAAGAUGACAAGGUCAGAUCAGUGCUGGUUUUCCAUCCAUCCUCCCCAUGGAUUUGUGUAUUUAAUGAUCAUAAAUCUGGGUUUAUAUAUGAGUAGCGAGUGAGACCAGUACUGCGGUUUUAGGGUUAACUCCACAGAAUAUCAUAAAUCUGACAGGACCAGUACAAUUAACAGAUUUAAAUAUGAGCUAUACAACUGUUGUGUGGUUGACUCGAUUAUGUGCUUGGCUAGAUUAUUUGCUUGGCAAGGAUGAGCCACAUAAUUGCUCAAAACCAGAUUUAUUUUUGGGGUUAUCUGGUCUUAUGUAUUACACAUUUCUGCAUAAGCCUAGCCUAAAUCAGGUCCCACAUGCUCAGAUGUGUGUUGGACAUCUGGAAAUAAUAUGGUUUGACUCUUCAUGUAUUAAUCCACUUUACUACAUUUUCAUUUUUGCACCUUUCUUCAUUUUUUUUAUUGUGGGGGAAAGCCCUGAACAUACAGGAAAAAUGUAAAUGCAUGUAAAAUGAAAACCAAAACAUGACAUACUGUUGUACAAAAGAAACCAAAGUUUCUGCUACAGCACAUGCAGUCAUAAGCAUUUGGUUUCCACACAGCCAAACCACUGCAGUGAAUCUUUUACAUUUACGUGACACUUUUAUCCAAUGGGACCUACAAUUAUAACUGAACACAACUUGUGUAAUUGAGGGUUAAGGGUCUUGUUCAGGUACCCAACAGUGGUGGGACUUGAUGUGGCAAGCUUCUGCUUACUACUCCAGUACUUUAACCACCAAGCUACCACUGCCCGGAUUUCAGGAUCUCAGAUUUUCGGAUCUCUGUUUUCAAACAGCAGGUUUUGUUUCUUUAGGGACAGUGAACUGUUUCAUUCUCCUGCUGUAGUUGACAUAGAGGAGUGUGAGAAUGGAAAUAAACAGUAAAGUAAGUGUGUGUGUGUGUGUGUGUGUGUGUGUGUGUGUGUGUGUGUGUGUGUGUGUGUACUCCUUAAACUUUAUUGAUAUAUAUUCUGUUUGGACUUUUUUUCUUUCUUGUUGUACCAAUAGUCAUUAUUUAGUGGCAUGGCCGGAAGUGUCAGUCAUGUAUAACUGCAAAACUUUUGUAUAAUGUGAAAACCCAAAAUUCCAAAAGUAGUGGCAGUAAAUAAUAGACUGGAAGAUUAAUACAUUUACUAAUACAAUGGAAAAAAUUAGACUUUUGCAUUUACCUGCUUGUGUUUGUUUGUUUGUUUUGUUUUCAAAUACAAAUAACUCCAUCUCUGUGGUCUACUUUAUUUCUUUUUUUACUGCAACACCUUUUCUUGAUUUUGAUAAAUAAAACUAUACCCUAAUGGACUGCACACACUAACCCUGCAGUCCGGGGAGCACACGGCA
Electrophorus electricus (electric eel) is the source of this 2815-nucleotide messenger RNA. The record is from RefSeq and is a predicted model, not a curated record. NCBI's taxonomy places the organism in Eukaryota, Metazoa, Chordata, Actinopteri, Gymnotiformes, Gymnotidae.